UCCUAAUAUCGCACUAGCAGCAUCAACCAAGGAAAGCGAAAAUCAAAUCCUAGCUACUACGUAGAUUUUCCGAGUACUUUCGAAUUAGGGUUUGUGAUUUCAAGGAAUUCGGUUUAUUUUCCUUGAUUUGCUUCAAAUUAUUGCGCCAUGUUCACUCCACAGAGAAAGGCGUGGCAGCCGCAGACGCCGCGGAGUGAGGCCCGAACAAGCGGCGGCUUUGGGAGGGUUACAAAUCCCAAGAAUGUUGGGAAAGGCAGAGCGGUGGCUUUCGUCGACCCUCCGCUACCACCGCCUUCACCGGUGGGUUCACUGAGCGAAAACGACGCAGUGAUAGGGUUGGACGCUGAAAACGUGGAGGAUUGGAGGAAGUUUAAGGAGGUGGGUCUCUUGGAUGAAGCGGCCAUGGAGAGGAGGGACCGCGAGGCACUCCUUGAAAAGGCUUCGAAGCUUGAAAGAGAGGUUUUUGAUUAUCAAUAUAAUAUGGGGCUUCUCCUCAUCGAGAAAAAGGAGUGGACUUCAAAGUAUGAAGAGCUAAGGCAGGCACUGGCGGAAGCUCAUGAGAUCCUCAAGCGCGAACAGACGGCUCAUUUAAUUGAAUUGUCUGAAUCUGAGCAGCGGGUGGAAAAUCUAAAUAGAGCCUUGGGAGCUGAGAAGCAUUGUGUGGUAGAUCUUGAAAAGGCUUUGCAUGAUGUGCAACAUGAACAUAACAAGAUCAAGCUUGAUGCUGAGACAAAGUUGGCCGAUGCUAAUACCUUGGUUCGUGCAAUAGAAGAGAAAUCUGUUGAGGUGAAAGAAAAAAUGUUUGCUGCCGAAGCCAAGAUUGCCGAGGUGAACAGAAAGAGUUCAGGGUUGGAGAUGAAAUUGCAGGAGUUGGAGAAUCGGGAAAGUUUGCUUCAUAGCGAGCGCCUCUCUUUAAGUACUGAGAGAGAAGCACAUGAAGCAUCUUUUUAUAAGCAGAGGGAGGACCUACGAGAAUGGGAGAGUAGAUUACGACAAGGAGAAGAGAGGUUCUCUGAUCUUAGAAGAGCCCUUAACCAGAGAGAGGAACGUGUAGAUGAAAUUGAGAGGUCUCUUAAGCAGAAAGAGACAAACGUUGAAGAACGACAAAAGAAGAUUGAUGUAUCCAGCUCAAAGAUAAAAGGGACAGAAGAUGAUUUAAAUAUUAGACUCUCAGAUUUAGCUGCAGAAGAGAAGAAAGCUGAUUCUAUAAAAAGCAGUUUAGAAAUGAAAGAGAAGGAACUGAUUGCAUUGGAAGAAAAGCUUAGUGCUAGAGAAAGAAUGGAGAUACAGAAUAUCCGUGAUGAACAUAGGACUAGCCUUGAUGCUAAAAUGCGGGGGGUUGAGUCAGAUUUUGAAGAAAGGAGGAAAGCUCUUGAUGAGGAACUAAGAAGCAGAGUAGAUGAAGUGAAGUCACGGGAAGCUGAAAUUAAACAUAAGGAAGAAAGGAUUGCAAAACAGGUGCAUGCUCUGGAUAUGAAGUCAGAGAGAAUGAAGGUGAACGAGAGGGACUUCGAACAGAGGAUGAUAAUUGUAAAGGAGAAAGAAAAGUCUAUGAAGGCUGAGCAGAAAAAGUUGGAGUUAGAAAGGCAAGAAUUGCUUGAUGAUAAACAAAGCGUGCAGAUUGUCAAAGAUGAGUGUGAGAAGAUAAGGGUUGAUAUUGCACAGCAGGAGCAGCAGAUUGUUAUGGAGAACGAAAUGCUUGAGAUAAGUGAAAAGGAGAGGUCUGAAUACUUCCAUUUGCAAUUAGAACUGAAACAGGAACUGGAGAAGUGCAGACUUCAAGGGGAGUUGCUUUUGAAGGAAAGAGAAGAUUUGAAACAGGAAAGGGAGAAGUUUGAGAGACAGUGGGAAGAGCUUGAUGAGAAAAGAGCUAAUGUUACCAAAGAGCUUAGGAAAAUUGUAGAAGACAAAGAAAAUUUUAAAAAAAUGCAAUCUUUUGAAGAGCAAAGGUUGAAACAAUUGGAAAAUGAAACUCGGGAGACUAUUCAGCGAGAAUUCGAAGCUGUUAGGCAGAAGAAAGAAUUGUUAGAAGAAACACUUAAAAAUGAGCGAUGGAUUUUGUCUGAAAAGGCGCAAAAUGAUCAUUGUCAAAUGCUUCACGAUUUUGAAUCUCGGAAAAGGGAACUUGAGAUUGAUAUGAUGAAUAGGAUGGAGGAAAUGGAAAAAGUUCUGCAGGUAAAGGAUGGAGCAUUUGAGAAGGAAAGGGAGAAAGAACUUAACAAUAUUCAUUGCUUGAAGGAUGUUGCUGAGAGGAAACUGGAAGACAUUGAAUCUGAAAGGUGUGGAAUAGAAAGGGAAAAGCAAGAAAUUGCAAUGAACAAGGAGUUGCUAAAAGGAAAGGAACUUGGACUACACAAGGACAUUGAUGAACUGGUUAAGCUUAGCCAGAAGAUCCAGUAUUGGCGAGAGCAGUUUAAGGAGGAAAGAAAUAUCUUCAUUGCUUCUGUUGAGAAGCAUAGUAAUUGCAAGAGUUGUGGAGAAAUCACGAGGAAAUUUGUACUUCCUGAUCUCGAACUACCUGAUAUGGAAGAGAGAGAUGCUCUUUUUUUAACUAGGCUUGAUAAUAAAUUUAUGGGGAAUUCUCAAGGUGACAAAGCUGCUUCUGAUGUUAAAGCUAUCCACAAAUCUGAUGGAGAGCCAGGGAGAAGCAUGUCUUGGCUCCACAAGUGCACUUCAAAAAUAUUUAGUAUAUCCCCAACAAAAAAGGUUGAGCCUGUCUGUGGUUCAAUAUUGGGAGAGGAUUCGUCUCUGUUAGCUAUCAGGGAUGAUGUGGACAAAAAAGCUGAGGGGUCUAGUGUGUGUGUAAAUGAUGUGUCAACGAGGUCUGGUGCUCCAGAAGAUGAAUGGCUACAAUCCCUUGGGAAGGCUAAGAAGGCCAUUGAUGUCCAACGGCUCCAAUAUGAUAACCCUUUUAGAGAGGCAAGUGAUGGUUGUUCAGUGUCUGUUGGAGAUGAUAGCUAUAUAGACAGUAAAGCACAAGAUUUUCCAGAAGAUUCUGUGCAAUUGGAGCUGAAGAGUGUUAGGCCUAAACGUGGGAGGCGCAAGUCUGGAUUGCAUCGAACACACUCCGUGGAGGCGGUGGUUGAAGAUGCUAAAGUGUUCCUUGGUGGAAGUCCCGGGGAAGUGGAAGCGGAUGCAAGUUUGCAGCCGAAUGAUAGCAAGCUUGAUGCAAACGAUAAUUAUGGUAUUUCCACCCGUACUGGGAAAGCAGCUGGCAAUGUAAGGAAGAGAAAGGGAACACACACUUCUAAAACCAAUGAGAUAAGACAGGAUAUCGGUGAUAGUGAAGGACAUUCUGACAGUACCACAGCUGGUGGGCGCAGGAAGAGGCGACAAACAGUGGCUUCAACAAUCCAAGCUGUUGGAGAAAAGCGCUACAAUCUCAGGCGACAUAAGACAAUCAGUGCAGGCUCAGCCACCACAUCGCAAGCCCCAGCAGAUACGAAGUCUGGGUUGGAGGGGGAUAAUGUUGGUGGUGCCACAAAAGUUGCAGCAGAUUCUGAAACCGCCUUUGUGCUACAUCCGAAAGCUGCUGAUGACCAUGGCAAAUCUACUCUGGUGCAGGUUACAACUUUGGAAAGUAUGGAGUUCCAGAAGGACAGGGUUGUUAGGUUUAAGACGACAGACGAUGUAAAUGAGAACGCGGGAAAGUUUAUCGAAAAACAGUUGAGUGAGGAGGUUAAUGGUACCUCAGAAUAUGGCAGUGAAGAUGAAAAUGGAAGUAUGGUUCAUGAGGCUGAUGAGGAUUAUGACGAUGAACUAUCAAAUCAUCCUGGUGAAGAGUCGAUAAGAAAGAAGAUCUGGAGGUUCUUAUCAACAUAAUGGAUGCCUAUUUUGUUUGGUUGAGCUAGCUCAGCCACCUCACAACGGUAAUCCACGCUUGUUAAUGUGACCUUUAGAGCUGGUGAAAAGUCUUGGCUCUUCUUGUUUUCCCUUUUGGGUUAUUCUGCUUAAAUUUUCGGGGGAAGUAAUGCAAGGCUGAUGGUGGUUUGUGGCAUUGAAUGCCAUCGGCUCUAGACUUGGAUGCAUGUAGAUCAGGAUGACUGCACCAUGUGACUGACUUAUUGUAAAAUUGAUGGUGCAAUUCUAGUAACACUUUUUGAGGGGUUACAUUGCUGGGUUAUAGAUUUCUGCAGGUUUAUAUGGCCUAAUGGCGCUUCAGUGGGCGUUUGGAAUUCUGAUUGUUCAGAUAAUAAUGUGGAUAGUUUUCUGUCAUAUAUAUUGAUCCUCUGGAAUGAACUAAUUUUAGAGAA
This is a messenger RNA of Tripterygium wilfordii, 4253 nucleotides long. Its product is annotated as protein CROWDED NUCLEI 1-like. Lineage: Eukaryota; Viridiplantae; Streptophyta; Magnoliopsida; Celastrales; Celastraceae. Gene Ontology annotation, biological process: nucleus organization. Gene Ontology annotation, cellular component: nucleus. The coding region runs from base 148 to 3822 and encodes 1224 amino acids. The record is from RefSeq and is a predicted model, not a curated record. The transcript has 8 exons.